This is a messenger RNA of Corythoichthys intestinalis (scribbled pipefish), 2030 nucleotides long. RefSeq lists its product as uncharacterized. Gene Ontology annotation, molecular function: calcium ion binding. The record is from RefSeq and is a predicted model, not a curated record. The transcript has 5 exons. NCBI's taxonomy places the organism in Eukaryota, Metazoa, Chordata, Actinopteri, Syngnathiformes, Syngnathidae. Bases 1 to 597 code for a protein of 198 amino acids.
AUGGGCCAGGCUGCAAGUACGUCUCACUGGAGAGAAGAUUAUUAUAUUACGGAGCUCUAUGAGUGGUUCAGAAUGUUCAUUAAUAAAUGCCCAAGUGGACUCAUUACGCUUCACGAGUUUCAAAGACAUUUCUGUAAUGUAACAGUGGGCAAGGAAUCAGCUGAAUAUGCAGAACAAAUAUUCCGCGCGCUGGAUAAAAACGAGGACGGGUUAGUAGAUUUCAGAGAGUAUGUCAUGGCCAUCAACAUGCUCGUAGAAGGUUCAGCAGUGGAAAGGCUCCGCUGGUCCUUUAAGCUCUUUGACAAAGAUGGGGAUGGUGCAAUCAUAAGGGAGGAGAUGCUCGGCAUUAUGCAGGCUGUUUUUAAGAUGAAUGAAGCAGCAGGUUUAACUGAACCAAACCCCCUGACAGCUGAGGAAUGUACUGACAAGAUAUUUUUUAGAUUAGACAAAGACAACAAUGCUGUCAUCACUGUGGAUGAGUUCAUAGAGGGAGCAUUGGAUGAUGAUUGGAUCAGAAAGAUGCUGGAAUGUGAUCCCUGCACAGCGAGGGUGGAGAGGACCCUGAAGAGGGAUUCCACAGUCGGGCUCCAUGAUUGAUGUAAUCAUGUUUAGUCAAUUCAACAGUUUGUGAUUGAAACUAUAAGAACAGUUACUUACAAGUAGAUGCAGUUAAAAUUCAUUACUGUCUAAUUUGUUGUUAAAUUUCCAUCAGCUCAAACGUCUUUACAAGAAAACUGGACAAUCAAUACACAAAUAAAUGUAGUUAUCAACUCACUUUAUACAAGGACCAAAUCAAUGCAGCCAAAUCAACUUACUAUUCUGGUCUCAUUACAGCUAAUCAGCACAACUCUUAAAAACCUGUACUCACUCCUAACCAAAAUCACUAAGCCACCCGAUCUACUCCCUCGUCUCAUGCGCUCUGCUAACCUUUGUAAAGCAAUCCUGACAUUCUUCUCCACAAAAAUUACUGACAUUCACCAAUCCCUGACUCACCAAGGAGCUGCAGUUUCUGGGACUGUCCCUACUCCCUUUCAUGUUCCUCUCAUCAGCCCCCUUUCCAGAUUUACCCUUCCCUCACUCCCAGCUAUCUUUGACAUCAUCACAAAAUCCAAACCCACUACAUGUCAUCUUCAUCCUCUUCCCACUGCCCUCAUCAAAACCUGUCUUCCCUCAAUUGUCCCCCUCAUCACUACUAUCAUUCACUUCUCACUGAUAUCCGGUACAGUUCCUCCAUUUCUCAAAACUGCUUCCAUCCAGAAACCCACCCUUGAUCCCACCAAUUUCAAUAACCUCCGCACCAUCUCCAACUUAACUUUCAUUUCCAAAAUUCUUGAAAAAACUGUCGCAUCCCAACUCCAUAACCACCUAAUUACCAAUGACAUUUACAAGCGUUUCAAUCUGGUUUCAGCCCCCUCCAUUGCACUGAAACAGCCUUACUUAAAAUUACAAACGACCUCCUCAUAGCAUCCGACUCUGGUCUAUUAUCAAUCCUUGUCCUUAUCGAUCUCAUUGCCGCCUUCGACACCAUUUCCCACACAAUCCUUCUCGACCGGCUCUCCUCCCUUGGUAUCACCCACACACCCCUUUCCUGGUUCACUUCCUACCUGUCCGACCGCACACAAUUUGUCAAAUUCAUCCCCCAUUAAUCCAAAUCCCUCACUGUCUCCGCUGGCAUGCCCCAGGGUUCUGACCAGGGCCCGCUCCUCUUUAUCAUUUACAUUCUGCCCCUCGGUUCCAUCUUCCACAAACACAUUAAUUUCCACUGUUACGCAGAUGACACCCAGCUCUACAUUUCCUCAAAACCAACCUCCUCCAUUCCACCUUCCUCCCUCACCCUCUGUUUAGAUGACAUUAACUCUUGUUUCUCCUCUAAUGUCCUCCUACUCAACAGCUCAAAAUCAAAAGUCCCCCUAGUUGGAACCACUGCCAAGCUCUCCAAUGUCAAUAAGUUCUCCAUUACCAUUAACAAUGUACCGAUCUCUCCUUCCACACAGGUUCAAAGUCUGGGUGUCAUCCUCGACAGCACGCUC